CUCUCUUUUAUGUUAUCAUCACCUAUAUACGUGUGUCCUACUGUAUAGUGGGUACCUAGUCACCAUUUACCAACCACUCACUGUGUUACUAUCAGCCAAAAACAACCCAAAUAGAACAACACUGGGGAAGUUCUUAGCCUCUGCUUGCAAUCCUUAACUCUGUCCACAUCUCCCAAAAACCAAACAAUCCCACCUCAACCACAAAAAUCUCCUGUUUCUUUGUGUGAAAUCCACUCUUUCUCCUUCAAAUUCCCCCUUUAACCCAACCACUCUCUUGUGGCUCUCAAUCCUUAAUAGCCUAAAAAAAAAAAAAAAGAUUUCGGCACUUGGAUUGGUACUUAACACUCUACUGGAUUUGAUUCAGCUUCAUUUUAUUGCAUUGUUCAAGAUGGGUGAUGUAGCUAAGGAUUUAACAUCUGGAACUGUUGGAGGAGCAGCACAAUUGAUUGUUGGGCAUCCAUUUGAUACUAUUAAGGUUAAGCUUCAGAGUCAACCUGUUCCGCUUCCUGGUCAACCACCUAAAUAUGCUGGUGCUGUGGAUGCUGUUAAGCAGACUUUAGCUGCUGAAGGACCAAGGGGUUUGUAUAAAGGUAUGGGAGCUCCAUUGGCUACCGUGGCUGCUUUCAAUGCUCUCUUGUUUACAGUGAGAGGACAAAUGGAGUCAUUUUUGAGAUCAGAACCUGGUGUACCGCUCACUGUUAACCAACAAGUCAUUGCCGGUGCUGGCGCUGGUGUUGCUGUUUCAUUCUUAGCUUGUCCCACUGAGUUGAUCAAAUGCAGAUUACAAGCCCAGAGUGCAUUAGCGAUUGAUGCUGGCUCAGCUGGUGUAGCAGUGAAAUAUGGUGGACCAAUGGAUGUAGCCAAGCAUGUGCUUAGGUCCGAAGGUGGUGCAAGGGGUCUCUUCAAAGGCUUGGUUCCCACCUUAGCUCGUGAGGUUCCUGGCAAUGCUGCUAUGUUCGGUGUCUACGAAGCAUUGAAACAAUAUAUGGCCGGAGGGACCGACACUUCGAAAUUAGGACGAGGGUCAUUGAUUGUGGCAGGAGGCUUAGCCGGAGCUUCAUUUUGGUCAUCGGUUUACCCAACCGAUGUUGUUAAGAGUGUGCUCCAAGUAGAUGAUUAUAAAAAUCCUAAGUACAAGGGGUCUAUGCAUGCAUUUAGGUCUAUAUUAGCUUCAGAAGGGGUGAAAGGGCUUUAUAAAGGGUUUGGACCUGCCAUGGCAAGAAGUAUCCCUGCUAAUGCAGCUUGUUUCUUGGCAUAUGAAGUGACAAGGUCUAGUUUGGGCUAAUUUAAUCAGUAGUUGUUGUUUCUUUGAUUUGGUCACCAACAUUUUUUGCUUUUGUCAAAAGCCUUUUUCUUAUGUUAAUGAAUUUGAUGAUGCUUGAAAUGGAAAGGUGGUCAUAGGUUCUUUGUAAGUUAUUUGAGUUCGGCUCAAAAAAACUUUGAAUUCGAUUUGGUAAUUAUCAAGUAGAUUUUAAGAUUGAGCAA
Gossypium arboreum is the source of this 1485-nucleotide messenger RNA. Its product is annotated as mitochondrial carnitine/acylcarnitine carrier-like protein. The transcript is spliced from 4 exons. Gene Ontology annotation, molecular function: L-ornithine transmembrane transporter activity. Gene Ontology annotation, biological process: mitochondrial L-ornithine transmembrane transport. Bases 389 to 1285 code for a protein of 298 amino acids. The record is from RefSeq and is a predicted model, not a curated record. NCBI's taxonomy places the organism in Eukaryota, Viridiplantae, Streptophyta, Magnoliopsida, Malvales, Malvaceae.